Messenger RNA from Jaminaea rosea, 1416 nucleotides. RefSeq lists its product as hypothetical. Gene Ontology annotation, cellular component: trans-Golgi network; exomer complex. Gene Ontology annotation, biological process: conjugation with cellular fusion; Golgi to plasma membrane transport. Gene Ontology annotation, molecular function: protein dimerization activity. The transcript has 2 exons. Bases 19 to 1416 code for a protein of 465 amino acids. NCBI's taxonomy places the organism in Eukaryota, Fungi, Basidiomycota, Exobasidiomycetes, Microstromatales. The record is from RefSeq and is a predicted model, not a curated record.
CUCGUUGACUGCUGCACUAUGGCGACACACAGCCCUGAAAAGGUGGCUCCCGUACACAUGCACAACCCCACCUCAUCCUCAGGAUCAACAGCCUCCACGUCCUCCUCCUCGGUGCAACAGUUCACCGUUGGCAAGCUCGAUGCAGGAAUGGCCAUUCUUUUGGGCUCUCGUGCCUCACUCAUCGAGUUCCCUUCGCUCCUCCUUCCUCAAGACGUCACAAGCGGGUCUGUCGUUGAAAUCGUCGUGAAGCGCAAUGUAGAUCAGGAAAAGAGGAACAAGCGCGACUUUGACGAUCUGCAGCGGAAUAUCCUCGAUACCUUUGGACGAGCUGGGCCUGUCGCCCCGCAGCUGAGGUUGCGAGCUGUGACACAGACCAGCGUCGUACUCGAGUGGUCCGCAAUGGAUCUGGCCUCGUCCAAGCUGCUCUCCUUGGACAUUUAUCGCAACAACUCGCGACUUGCGGCCAUCCCCAAUCCUCUGCAGAACACCAGCACGAAGCUCAGCGGCCUUGACGUAGGAGUCGAGUACGCCUUCCACCUCGUGUUAAAGACCACCGCUGGUACCCUGACGAGCAACACGAUCAGGACAAAGACGCACCUCAUGACCGACACAAGCGGCAUCUCCGUCUGCUUUGGCGCUGUUGAGGGAGGCGCGGCAGUCGCAGAGAAUGAGCCCGAUGAGCCGGUGACGCAGCUCGAGGCUCUUGCAAGGGAUCUCCUCGGUCAGAUGGGCGCAAAAGCGUCCACAAAGUUGCAGAUCGAUACAACGCAUUAUAUUUGCACCUCACCCAGGGCGAGGUCAGCUGCGAAUGCGACUGCCAAUGGACAGACGGGCGAAGGGGCUACGUACCGCAAGGCUUUACAGCUGAACAUACCCAUCAUCAGGCCGGAGUGGAUCGUCGCGUGUUGGGAGGCCAAGAAGAUGGUCCCCAUUUCAUCCUACUACAUCGACAAGGAGCCGCCCAAUCAAUCGUCGGUGCGCAGCCUCCUCAGCAAGCAAGACGCGAGGCAGUCCGUAUCGCAGGCGACUGAGCCCGAGGUAGCACCAGCUACAGCUGCAGCAGUCACAGCAGCAGCAUCAGAUAAUGCUGCGUCUGCGAGAGAAGACAAGGAACAGCCCGUGCCCCCACCCGCAGAGAAGGAUGAUGAUCAGGAGGCGCCUACCGUUGCUCGAGCUCAAGCGAUCGAGGAAGACGAGCAGCCCGCAUCACCUCUUGGUGAGGCGAAAGAGCUGCCAGAGACAGGCGCGGCAGCAGACGAGACGGUCGUGGAUCGAGGUCAAGAGGAGACGAAUGGUGGGCACAAGCUGCCAGACGGAGGAAGCAUGGAGGAUGUGAGCUUGGGAGGGGCGAUGGCCGGCAAGAAGGAGGGCGGCGAUGUGGACGACGACGAAGGCGAAGAGGUUGAUCUUUCGUAG